AUGGCGGAGAACUACCAGAUGCUGGAGGAGCUGGGCAGCGGUUCCUUCGGCAUCGUCUACAAAGCCCUCGAGAAGUCGACGGGCCAAUACGUCGCCAUCAAGCACAUCGAUCUCGAAGGUAGCGACGACGACAUUCGCGAGAUCCAGCAGGAGAUCAGCCUGCUCGCGACCUGCUCCUCCUCCUACGUCACAGCAUACCGAACCUCUUUCGUGCGCGGGACAAAACUAUGGAUCGUGAUGGAGUAUCUCGGAGGCGGCAGCUGCCUGGAUCUGUUAAAGCCAGGCGCAAUGGACGAGCGAUACAUUGCUAUCAUCCUGAAAGAGCUACUGCAGGGGCUGGACUAUCUGCACUCGACGGGGAAGAUCCACCGAGACAUCAAGGCGGCGAACAUCCUACUCAGCCAGACGGGGCAGGUCAAGAUUGCGGACUUCGGGGUGGCCGCGCAGUUGACAAACAUCAAGUCGCAGCGGUUGACGUUUGUGGGCACACCAUUUUGGAUGGCUCCGGAAGUCAUCCAGGAAGCCGGGUAUGACUACCACGCUGAUAUCUGGUCGUUGGGUAUUACGGCCAUGGAAAUGGCACUCGGAGAACCACCACGGAGCGACGUACAUCCUAUGAAAGUGCUCUUCCUGAUACCGAAGGAGAAGCCGCCGAGGUUGGAAGGCAGUCGCUUCAGCAAAGAGUUCAAAGACUUUGUUGCGCAAUGCCUCAACAAGAACCCCGAGGGACGUCCUUCGGCUAAGAUUCUGCUAAAGCAUGCCUUCAUUCGUCGUGCUGGCAAGACCGAUUUGCUGCAAGACCUUGUGCAGAGGACGAAGGCAUACGAGCAGAACGGCAGGGCUCAUGAGAGAGACUCCAGAUACUAUGAAGAGACGCUACGAGAGAUGAGCAGUGCAGAUGAGGAAGACGAAUGGGUCUUCGACACCAUCAAGCCCGCGACCAAGUUCGGCACGAUUGCGAAACACACGGUCAAGAGACGGAAGCUGGAGCGCAUACCCUCGGGUGAUGGAUCGGAUAUGGAGAACGCCACCUCAGCAAUGGAGGGUAUGACCCUGGAUGCUGCGCCGUUAGGCGAUAUCACCAAUUCCACGACCAGCACACCCACUCGGGAGAUCUCCACCAUCAAAACCCCAAAGCCGCGCAUCAGCAGCAGUGUGCGGAAAGUGUCAGCCAUCACCGCCCGCAAAGUAUCCGUCUCAUCGCCAACAGCUCGCCGCGUGAGCCGCAAGGUCUCUGGCAACAAUGCAACAUCACGCAAGGUCAGCGGCGCACCAGCGCAAUCUUCCGCGCAGAAGCAGCCCUUGGGUCUGGACAUGUCCUUCGGCAACGGCACGUCGACGGUCCGGCAGUUCAAGCGGGUGUCUUCCAGCCACACUCCUUCAUCCCCCAAGCAUCACAACCAGCCUUCAACCUCGCCGCAAGACAGCGUCUUCGACAGCGAUGCUGAAAACAAGCCACCGCCUGCGCCCCAGCAGCAAGCCCAGCCUGCUGCGCAGCCCAACACGAAGGAAGCCAUGGUCGGUCGCCGCGCUUACGACAAGGCACUGGAUCCUGCGUUCCAAGAAGCUCAUGCUGCAACAGCCGACCGCACCAAGCGCGAAGCUCUGGCAGGCGUAGCAGAAUCCUGGGCCCACCUUAACGCCGUUGACCCGGAAGGAGAGCUGGCACUUCUGCGAGCAAUGAUGGAUCGCAUCCAGUCCGACCCGAAGCUCGCCUCCGCUCUGCUACCCCAACGAGUCGCGAACGCCCAACUAGCCUCUCUCCGCAUGAAUUCGCCUACGAAGAAAGGCAGCAUCCGCGUUCACGAGUCCGAAGUCUCCAGCAGCAGGGACGUCACACCUACCUCCUCACCCUCCAAAGCCGCCAAGACACCCUCUUCGUCUCCACUGAAAGACAAGUACGGCGCGAGCCCCGGCAAGCUGGUGUUGAACCCGCAGAACCCGCAUCUUAAGAAGAUGCGGUCGAGUCAGGCGCUCAAUGCCGAACGGGAGAAGGAGAAGCUGGACGAGAAGAUGCCGGGUCGGCCGAGCGAGCCGGGGAUGGAGCAUGUAGGCAUGCUGGGGGAGGUGUUGUAUGGGCGCUGGACGGAGGGUUUGAAGGCGAGGUGGCCGAUCAAUUAG
Molecule: messenger RNA, 2121 nt
Organism: Saxophila tyrrhenica
Lineage: Eukaryota; Fungi; Ascomycota; Dothideomycetes; Mycosphaerellales; Extremaceae
Exons: 2
Coding region: 1-2121 (706 amino acids)
Biological process (GO): protein phosphorylation
Cellular component (GO): cytoplasm
Molecular function (GO): protein serine/threonine kinase activity; ATP binding
Source: RefSeq, a predicted model, not a curated record